GGCGGGCCCCCCGUGGGGGCGGGGCCUGGGGGCGGGGCGAGGCCGGGGGAGGUGCUGGAGGCGGAAGCUGCCGGCAGUCUGCGCCCAGCGCGGCUCUGCUACCUACCGCUGAGUUCCUCCUGAGGGCCGGUGACCUCCGGGCCUGGGAAGCCAAGCGAGGUCAGUCCUGAGCGGGAGAUCAACUUUCAGAAGAGAGCCGCCCCAGCAAGACUCGGGGAUUCCUUCAGCUCCUCACCUCCAUGGGCCAGACGGCCCUGGCAGGGGGCAGCAGCAGCACCCCCACCCCACAGACCCUGUACCCUGACCUCUCUUGUCCCGAGGGCUUGGAGGAGCUGCUGUCCGCUCCCCGUCCUGAUCUGGGAGCCCAACAGCGCCACGGCUGGAACCCCAAGGACUGCUCAGAGAACAUCGAGGUCAAGGAAGGAGGGUUAUGCUUUGAGCGGCGGCCCGUGGCCCAGAGCACUGAUGGGGCCCGGGGUAAGAAGGGCUACUCGAGGGGCCUGCACGCCUGGGAGAUCAGCUGGCCCCGGGAACAGAGGGGUACCCACGCCGUGGUGGGCGUGGCCACGGCCCUCGCCCCGCUGCAGGCUGACCACUAUGCGGCGCUGCUGGGCAGCAACAGCGAGUCGUGGGGCUGGGACAUUGGGCGGGGGAAGUUGUACCAUCAGAGCAAGGGGCCCGGGGCCCCCCAGUACCCAGCCAGACCUCACGGUGAGCAGCUGGAGGUGCCGGAGAGGCUGCUGGUGGUUCUGGACAUGGAGGAGGGAACUCUGGGCUACGCUAUUGGGGGAACCUACCUGGGGCCAGCCUUCCGCGGACUGAAGGGCAGGACCCUGUAUCCGGCAGUAAGCGCUGUCUGGGGCCAGUGCCAGGUCCGCAUCAGCUACCUGGGCGGAAGGAGAGCGGAGCCACACUCCCUUCUGCACCUGAGCCGCCUGCGUGUGCGCCACGCCCUGGGGGAUACCCGGCUUGGCCAGGUAUCUGCUCUCCCCUUGCCCCCUGCCAUGAAGCGUUACCUGCUCUACCAGUGACUCCUGUGACACCACAGAUUGCGCUGGGGCCUUAGGGCCACCCCUCCCCUGGGAGGUGGGGAGGAGGCACUGCUGGCCUAGACCAGCUGCUUAAAGCCAGUGAGGCUGGGGGGAGGCGAGGCUGGGCCCCUACCCCAACCCAAGCUCUGGGGAUCCAACAGCCCCAGAGCUGCUCAGAGGGGUGGAUGGGAGGGAGCUAUUAUUCGAGGCUAUGGCAGCCUGGUACGCAAGACGUUUUUUCAAGUAAAAACAGUAAGAGAUGUGCUAUUGUAGAAA
This is a messenger RNA of Ailuropoda melanoleuca (giant panda), 1307 nucleotides long. RefSeq names its product splA/ryanodine receptor domain and SOCS box containing 2 (gene SPSB2). The transcript has 3 exons. The coding region runs from base 240 to 1031 and encodes 263 amino acids. Gene Ontology annotation, biological process: intracellular signal transduction; protein ubiquitination; proteasome-mediated ubiquitin-dependent protein catabolic process. Lineage: Eukaryota; Metazoa; Chordata; Mammalia; Carnivora; Ursidae. The record is from RefSeq and is a predicted model, not a curated record. Gene Ontology annotation, molecular function: protein binding. Gene Ontology annotation, cellular component: SCF ubiquitin ligase complex.